GCGGGCAGUUGCGGCGGGAGACGGCGGGGCCGGGAGUGACGCGCUCGCUCCGCGCUGCCGCCUUCGCCUCGCCGCGCCUCGCCUCGCCUCGCCUCGCCUCGCCUCGCCUCGCCGCCGCCGCCGCCGCGCGCAGCCAUGUCUGAGGAGAAGCCCAAGGAGGGUGUGAAGACUGAGAACGACCACAUCAACCUGAAGGUGGCAGGGCAGGAUGGCUCAGUGGUGCAGUUCAAGAUCAAGAGGCACACGCCGCUCAGCAAGCUGAUGAAGGCCUACUGCGAGCGGCAGGGUUUGUCAAUGAGGCAGAUUAGGUUCCGGUUCGAUGGGCAGCCCAUUAACGAGACAGACACUCCGGCCCAGCUGGAGAUGGAGGACGAGGACACCAUCGACGUGUUCCAGCAGCAGACGGGAGGCCGGCACGGGACCUGCUCCCCCAUGGGCCACCGCCUGUAGGGUCGCCCCCUCGCUCCGUCCUCACCUUUGCUGCUCAGUAGUGACACGUGCCCGCGCCAGCCCUGGGGGGUGCCGGACCAGGACCCGCCGCAGCCCACACCCCCCCCUCCGCCGAGAGCUGCCCAGGGCUGCCGUGACCUCCGCGUGGACAGCC
Molecule: messenger RNA, 604 nt
Organism: Suncus etruscus (white-toothed pygmy shrew)
Lineage: Eukaryota; Metazoa; Chordata; Mammalia; Eulipotyphla; Soricidae
Gene: SUMO3
Product: small ubiquitin like modifier 3
Exons: 4
Coding region: 136-450 (104 amino acids)
Biological process (GO): protein sumoylation
Cellular component (GO): nucleus
Molecular function (GO): ubiquitin-like protein ligase binding; protein tag activity
Source: RefSeq, a predicted model, not a curated record